Anisakis simplex (herring worm) is the source of this 738-nucleotide messenger RNA. Lineage: Eukaryota; Metazoa; Nematoda; Chromadorea; Rhabditida; Anisakidae. The record is from the annotation of a GenBank genome assembly.
CGUCAAUGUGAUGCCAAAUUGAAUGAGUGGAUUGAACAACUCUCGGAUACUCAAGCAGAUACAGAUGAAGAAGAACGAUCACCGUCAGAGUCAACUGGAUCAGAAUCGUUGGACAGUAGCAGUGCUUCUGAUCGAGAUGUGCCGAAGCGACGAAGAAGUGCAAAAAGAAGACGUCGAUCUAAAAGGCGGCAUAAAAAAACUGAUCGAAGCACAGAAGAACGUAAAGAAGCUGAAACAUCCCAUCAAAAGAAUGAACCAGCGCGAAAACAAAUGAUUGAAGAUAUAAUCGACAAACUACGAAAUGGUGAAGAAUCAGGUUCCUCUCCGAAAAGUUCAACUCCAAUGGAAGAGCAAGCUCCAAAACCGGAACAAGCACCACUGCCUUCACGUCAGGUCACAUCGCCAUCGCAACCAGCGAAUCAAACGAGUCCAUCAGCUCCAAAUGCGAUCGCCUAUCAAAAUCAACCCCAACCGCAACCAAUUUAUUAUCAACAGCCAGCAGCCGUCCCAUACGCUAUUCCACCGGUUCAAGCUCAAGCCCAUUCACCGGUUCUAUGGACGGGCGUACCACCAACACCGAACCGAAAUGAACAAAGGUCAACAAUCAUUUCGUUCCAUUCAGCGGAUUUCAGUCGAAAAAAAGUUGAUUUUUUUUCGAAUUUUCUAAACAAUGUUGAAUUUUCUGCAAGUAAGUCAAUGCAAUCAAUCCUAUGGAGCAAUAACAAAAUGCAAUCAUAA